Molecule: messenger RNA, 715 nt
Organism: Sinocyclocheilus rhinocerous
Lineage: Eukaryota; Metazoa; Chordata; Actinopteri; Cypriniformes; Cyprinidae
Exons: 4
Source: RefSeq, a predicted model, not a curated record
AGUCAGAGCAGACCAGGGGGUGGAGAAUGUGGAAAUAGCGAAGUUCAUGUUUUCAGUCCGUGGAACUGACCGUGGGAGCUUUAUGUCUGGAAAGAGCGUUCAUAAUCAAAGAGUCAGAGCAGACCAGGGGGUGGAGAAUGUGGAAAUAGCGAAGUUCAUGUUUUCAAUUCGUGGAACUGACCGUGGGAGCUUUAUGUCUGGAAAGAGCGUUCAUAAUCAAAGGAUUGAACGUCUGUGGCGUGACCUAAGGGUCUGUGUCACCUCCAAGUACUCUGAAACACUACAAAGCCUGGAAAGAGAUCACCUACUUGAUUUAUCCUCUGCAAAUGACAUUUUCUGUGUCCACUGUAUAUUUCUACCUAAACUAAAAGCAGACUUGGAGACUUUUGCUGCAGGCUGGAACAACCAUCCUCUCAGAACAGAGGGAAAUUUGAGCCCAGAGCAGAAGUGGUACAUUGGAAUGAUGCACACACAGAUUGAUCAGCCAGAGAAUCUUGAGGAUAUUCAAGAGCCGGACAUUGACUGGGAAGUAGCAGCAGACUACCAUGGAGAAAAUGUGGAUGGUGCAGUAUUGGUCCCAGAGUUUGAGUGUCCCUUGAAUGAGGAGGAACUGGCAGAACUCAACACUCUCAUACACCAGAGUGAUCCCAACACUCCACUUACAGACCUUUAUGUACUCUGCCGUGAGUAUGUGGCUGGCAGAUGCAACCUCUAG